Salvia splendens (bonfire salvia) is the source of this 1158-nucleotide messenger RNA. RefSeq lists its product as uncharacterized. The coding region runs from base 1 to 1158 and encodes 385 amino acids. Gene Ontology annotation, molecular function: RNA-DNA hybrid ribonuclease activity; nucleic acid binding. Lineage: Eukaryota; Viridiplantae; Streptophyta; Magnoliopsida; Lamiales; Lamiaceae. The transcript has 2 exons. The record is from RefSeq and is a predicted model, not a curated record.
AUGCAUGAGUAUAUUCGUUGGUCCUUGGGUGAGGAGAAGAUCAGCUUCUGGGAUGAUGUCUGGCUUGGGGCUAACUCCUUCCAGAGUCUGUGCGUCCCGGGAAAUGAUCCUCCCCAAUCCCAGGCCGUUGUAUCAUAUUGGCAUGAGCAUGCAUGGGAUGAGGAUAUGCUGCAUAGUUUAACUUUCAGGUUUGGCGUACCUCUCGAUGUGAUAGACCAGAUCAGAGCCACGCCGAUUGAGUUGGGGGCGAAGGAUGUGAGGCGGUGGAGUCUGACUAGCCAUGGCGAGUUCUCUGUGACCUCAACUUGGGAGAACAUCCGGACUAGACUACCGAAGAGGGAGAUUUUUUGUCUUAUUUGGAACCAGGGGUUGACUCCUACCAUGUCGGUGUUCAUUUGGAGGUUACUGUUUGGUAGGCUGCCCGUGGAUGAGAAGUUGCAGAGGAGGGGAAUAGAGUUAGCGUCUAGGUGUCAGUGUUGUAGGUCUCCUUCGGUCGAGUCUCUCAGCCAUGUCACUCAUCACCUGCAUGUACUGGUUCUGGCCGGCGGGAUCACCCCGACUCAUUGGAGGGGAUGCUCGCCGUCGGUUGAUUUCAUGCCUUUCUCUCCCAGACAGCGUGUUCUGCGGUCGCUCAUGGUCCUAUGGCAUCCCCCGGAUGCACCUUGGAUGAAGCUGAACACAGACGGUGCCUUCUCUACAUCGACACUGGCGGCGGGGGAGGGAGGAUUGGUUCGUGAUUCUGAUGGAGGCCUUCUGCGGGCUUUUUGUGCUCCGAUAGCUGCAUCAUCGAGCUUUGAGGCAGAGCUUUUGGCACUGAUUCGGGGUUUGGAGAUGGCUAUGGAGCUUUCUACUCACAUUUGGAUAGAGCUGGACUCAGCGGCUCUGAUUAGUUUGUUGUCAGCUGGACACCUUGGCUCCACGGAGUUUAGACAUCAUAUGGCUUUGAUCUGGACCAUGACAGCUCAGCGGCAUGUUCGAUUCUCAAAAAUCUACAGAGAAGGAAACCGGGCUGCUGAUUUUCUUGCAGGUAGGGGGGUCCAGACCCCUGCCCCUACAUAUUUUGAUCCAAUCUCUGCGCCUUGGUACAUGAAGGCGCUAGUUAGGAUGGACCAGUUGGGAUAUCCUAACUUCCAUUUCCGACGUAGAGAUAUGGGUUGA